This is a messenger RNA of Ceutorhynchus assimilis (cabbage seed weevil), 751 nucleotides long. The record is from the annotation of a GenBank genome assembly. NCBI's taxonomy places the organism in Eukaryota, Metazoa, Arthropoda, Insecta, Coleoptera, Curculionidae.
UUAAUUGCCUCGUAAAAAUAAAACCAAUCACAAUAAAAAUUUAUUGCAUAAAUAAAACCAAUUGCAAUGAAAAUAUCAAUGCAAAUCAGUAGUAGGUAUUGUGUGUAGUGCAGCAUGCGUUUCCUAGCUUUGAUUUUACCAAUGAUGGCAGUUUUGGCCCUAGAGUCGCCUGAUGACAUAAACGAACAAGACAAAUUCCUGAUAACUUGCAACAAUCUCAGUAAUGACUAUGAGAGCGUUGGCCCUGGCCCUGCCAUGCAGUGUGCCUCCGAUUUUCUGGAUAAGUACCCGGUACUGGACCCCUUGACGAAUGCCUUGGACCUCGAAAAGGCAUCCAAAUAUUUUAUGGAAAACGCCAGUAAGCCAGAUCGGUUUGACCUUUUCUACGAGUGCAUUAAAGGAUUUCUAAACAAAAACAAAAACAGCAAAAAGGACGAAGGAGGACCUCUACAAGCUCAGAACAGUUUUUUUCAAAUAAGCUUCUGCUCAAUAUUCACACAAGGACAAGAAAUCUAUACCACUCCAUUUGAUUAGGAAAUCUUUUGUGGCGCGAUUAAGAAUAAUAUAUUAUUGAAUAGUGGGAAUACGGCCAAUUUUUUUUUUUUUUUCUCAAGAAAAACUAUUUUUUCUGUAAAAGCUUUCGCGAUUGUUUAAUCACUUCUUCAGUUACAACUAAAAUAUAAAUAUACAGGGUGUCCACUGUUAUGUAUUUACUUUCUGAGAUAUCGAGGAGUGCCAAUAAAACAACUUA